Molecule: messenger RNA, 2240 nt
Organism: Hemiscyllium ocellatum (epaulette shark)
Lineage: Eukaryota; Metazoa; Chordata; Chondrichthyes; Orectolobiformes; Hemiscylliidae
Product: neural cell adhesion molecule L1-like
Exons: 16
Coding region: 168-2240 (690 amino acids)
Biological process (GO): axon guidance; homophilic cell-cell adhesion; dendrite self-avoidance
Cellular component (GO): axon; plasma membrane
Molecular function (GO): cell-cell adhesion mediator activity
Source: RefSeq, a predicted model, not a curated record
GCUGGGAUAGCUAUCCUCUCCUGUCUGAGUGGAUGAGGCUGCGCUGCAGGUGACAUCGUGAAGGCACAGAGAGAGAGAGAGAGAGAUAGCGACCGUGACACAUCCCUCCCCGCUCCCCUCGUCGCUGGGACACCGCUGGGUGUGAUGACAGGUAGCCUCUGGGCAAAAUGACACACAGGCUCAGGGUGUCACUGCUGCUGGAUCUGCCUCUCCUCUUCCUGCUGUUUCUGAAUUCCUGCCAAAGACACGCAGCCAUCAAGAUACCGACACAAUAUAAAUUGCUGGAAGAUCUGAAGCAGCCGCCAGUAAUUACAGAGCAGACCACAGCGAACUACACUGUCUUCCCCACCGACGAUAUCGUCCUGAAAUGUGAAGGGAAGGGGGUGCCUCCACCUGAGUUCCGCUGGACGAAGGACGGGACGCUGUUCGAUCCGGCCAGCGAUCCCCGGGCGACGAUGAACUCCAGUUCCGGCACGGUGGUGAUUGCCACCUCAGCUAAUGGGGUCUCCAUCCGGCAGUAUCAGGGCUCCUACCGAUGUUACGUCAGCAAUGACUAUGGCACCGCCAUCUCCACCAACAUUAACCUGGUUACAGAGAGUACCCCGAAGUGGCCGAAGGAGAGUGUGCGACACUUCAAUAAAGAGGCCGGAGAAUCCCUGGUGCUGCAGUGUAACCCUCCGACCAGUAUGGCCUCCUCCAUGAUCAUCUGGAUGACCAGUAAGCUGUUCAACAUCAAACUGAGCCAGCGCGUUUCCCAGGGACUGAAUGGGAAUCUGUACUUCUCCAACCUGGAGGUGGAGGACAGCUUGGAGGAUUAUACCUGCUACGCCCAGAUCCCGGGCACCAGGACCAUCAUUCAGAAAGAGCCCAUCGCCCUGCAGGUGGCACCAUCGAACUCUGUCAGGUAUCGGAAACCGCGUCUGAUGUUCCCGACCGGACACAGCAGCUCGAAGCUGGCUCUGAGGAGUAGGCCAUUGUAUCUGGAGUGUAUCGCAGAGGGAUUCCCCACUCCCAGCGUGCACUGGCACCGUCUGGACGGGGACUUACCCCGGGACCGGAUCAGCUACGAAAACUUCAACAAGACGCUGCGUCUGGGCGAUGUGGUAGAGGACGAUGACGGGGAGUACCGCUGCGUUGUGAGGAACGGCCAGGGCCAGGUGCAGCACACCUUCCACGUCUCUGUUGAGGCUGCUCCGUACUGGGUGAAGAAGCCGGAGGAUGGGAUCUACGGUCCCGGGGAGAACGUGCGGCUGGACUGCGAUGUGGACGCCAAGCCCGAGGCACAGAUCCGCUGGAGGGUUAACGGGGUGCUGCUGAGCGAGGUGGACGAGACCCCAUCCCGGACGGAGUCGGGACACGUCCUGAUCCUGAGCAACAUUCAGAAAGAGGACACAGCCAUCUAUCAGUGCGAGGCUGAGAACCAACAUGGCAGCGUCCUGGCCAACAUCAUCGUCCAGGUCAUCGAGUUGCCCGCCCAGAUCCUGACCCCUUCCGACAAGGAGUACAGAGUCGUGGAGAAACAGACGGCCAACCUUCACUGCAGAGCGUUCGGUGCUCCCACUCCCACCAUCCUCUGGACCAAAGAAGGGGUGGAGGCGGUUUUGCAGGAUCACCGGUAUUUCGUGAACACCAACGGGACGCUCCGUAUCAACGCCACACGCAAGGCAGACGCUGGGAUCUUCACCUGCAACGCGUCGAACACCGUCGGAGCGGACAGCAUCACAGCCACUCUGACUGUCAAGAAUGCGAGUCAGAUUAUUGAGCGUCCGACAGACCAGCACAUUCAGAGGCGGCACCCGGUGGUGUUCCGUUGCCUGGUGAGGGUCGACCCCAGCCUGUACCCGCCCUCACUGCAGUGGGAAAAGGACGGGAACGCCAUCGAUGAGUCCGACGACGACCAGAGCAAGUAUCACAUCUGGGAGGACCAUUUGAAGAUCAAGCAGGUGGAGUUUGAGGAUGAAGGCAGUUACACGUGUAUUGCCAAGACAACGCUGGACACUGUCAGAGCGAGAGCUCAGCUCAUUGUGGUCGGGAGGGGCAGGACCAGGAAACGGGCUCCCAGCAGCCCCCAGUUCCCGCCGUCCCACGAUGCACCUGGAAUCCGCUCAUCUAAGAAGCCACAGGCCUUGCAGAAGACCGUCCCUUUCCCCGGCUGGCUCCCGUUGUCCGCGGGCAGGCGCGGGGUGGGGGGGGGGGAGCGGUCAGAGGCCGCUGGCGCGUCCCCGGUGCCCGCCCCGUGA